Molecule: messenger RNA, 2702 nt
Organism: Pieris napi
Lineage: Eukaryota; Metazoa; Arthropoda; Insecta; Lepidoptera; Pieridae
Product: spidroin-1-like
Exons: 11
Coding region: 67-2544 (825 amino acids)
Source: RefSeq, a predicted model, not a curated record
AACAGUCAGGUAUCUUCUGUGGGUGGUCCUAGCACCGCUCACUUGACCAGAGCUCGAGUUAGCGCCAUGUGGACCGUCAGGGCUUUUGUCGUGCUGUGCUUAGUUGCUUCGGUCUUCAGUGACGAACGAAGCGCCUUCGCUAACGCGCAGGCAUCGGCGCUCGCGCAGGCCAGCGCUGGUGGCUUCGGUGGCUUGGACAAAAUAUGGACAAAAUGCCUUUACGAGGGUCAGAUGUACUACGACUACAACCUCGGUGGGGGUUGUUUGGUGUGCGCCUGCUUCCUUACCAACGGAUACCUCUCGCCCAAGUGUCGCUCGUGUAACGGAUGUGGAUACGAACCCCCCCAACCCGAACCGAGCCCAGUUCCGAUAAUCCCACCAAAUCCACCAAUCAACCCAUGCCCGCCACCAAUUGUCAUUCCGGGACCACCAAGGCCAUACCCUGUGCCUGUACCAGUUCCCGGAAAACCAAUCAUCAUUCGCGUACCAGUACCAGUACCAUCCCCACCUAUCUACGUGCCGGGACCACCCAGACCUUAUCCUGUACCAAAACCUGUGCCCGUACCAUACCCAGUUAACCGACCCUACCCAGUUCCUUCCCCACCAAGAAUCAUCACUGUACCUGUACCCGUUCCUCGUCCUUAUCCAGUACCAGGACCAGAAAGGGACAUUCCCAUACCAGUGCCUGUACCUUCUCCACCUGUGCGUAUUCCGGUUCCAGUUCCAGGACCUGUUAGGCCCAUACCUUUCCCUGUACCAUCCCCUCCAGUACCUAUACCAGUUCCUGUAGAGGUUGACAGAUACAUUACAGUGCCAGGCAAAGACCGAUUAGUCCCUGUUCCCUUACCAAUCACUCAUAACAAGUACUACCCAGUUCCCAUUGUCGUCUAUGUCGCUCCCUUGUGCCGAGGACACGCCCCAUUUGUACCAUUCCGAGUUCCUGGAGAUGUCUGCCAAAUUCAUACUUGCAAGAUUAAAUACAACUAUGUAUACCUAGAUACUCAAAAAGAUCCGGACUGUGACAACAACCCAUAUCAACCAAUCGGACCGUUUCUCGGAGGUUCUUCCGCAUCAGCUAUCGCUAACGCCAACGCUAACGCUAACUCUUGGGGAGGCUCAAGCGCUCAAGCAGAUGCAGAAGCCAACGCCAAUGCAUUAUCCGGAGAUUGGGGUAGCUUGGGUGGACUCGGUGGUAGUGCGAACGCUGAUGCCAGUGCCGAAGCCAAUGCUAAUGCUUAUGGUGGUUUAGACGGUCUAGGUUUCUCGAGCGCACAAGCAAAUGCUCAAGCUAACGCUAACGCUAACGCAGGUGGUUUGAUAGGCAGUUUAGGAGGGUUGGGAGGUUUAGGAGGGUUGGGAGGUUUAGGAGGGUUAGGAGGCUUAGGAGGCUUAGGAGGACUAGAUUUCGACACGAUACGUGGUGGUUUGUCAAAUGCUCAAGCUAACGCCCAAGCUAAUGCCCAAGCUAACGCUAAUGCCCAAAGUUGGGGAGGUGGAUAUUCAAGUGCCGAAGCUAACGCUGAAGCCAAUGCCAAUGCUAAUGCUAAUGCAUAUGGCGGAGCAUUAGGUGGACUAGGUGGUUUAGGUAGUAGUUUUGCCAAUGCUCAAGCUAACGCCGAAGCUAAUGCUAAUGCUUUCAGCGGAGGUUGGGGAGGACUAGGAGGUUUAGGUAAUAGUUUUGCCAAUGCUCAAGCUAACGCCGAAGCUAAUGCUAAUGCUAUCAGCGGAGGUUGGGGAGGACUAGGAGGUUUAGGUAAUAGUUUUGCCAAUGCUCAAGCUAACGCCGAAGCUAAUGCUAAUGCUAUCAGUGGAGGUUGGGGAGGACUAGGAGGUUUACGUAAUAGUUUUACCAAUGCUCAAGCUAACGCCGAAGCUAAUGCUAAUGCUAUCAGUGGAGGUUGGGGAGGACUAGGAGGUUUAGGUAAUAGUUUUGCCAAUGCUCAAGCUAACGCCGAAGCUAAUGCUAAUGCUUUCAGCGGAGGUUGGGGAGGACUAGGAGGUGGAUAUUCUAGUGCCCAAGCUAACGCAGAAGCUAAUGCUAAUGCUAAUGCAUAUGGCGGAGCAUUAGGUGGGCUGGGAGGUUUAGGUGGACUAGGAGGAUUCGGUAAUAGUUAUGCCAAUGCUCAAGCUAACGCUGACGCUAAUGCCAAUGCUUAUCGUGGUGGAUUAGGAGGUUUGUCUAGUAGUUUAGCUAACGCCCAAGCUAACGCCCAAGCUAAUGCCGAAGCUAAUGCAUUCAGUGGAGGCUAUGGAGGACUUGGUGGAAGUUGGGCAAACGCCGAAGCUAAUGCCAAUGCUAAUGCUAACGCUAACGCUAACGCAGCCGGUUUGUUAGGUGGUUUAAGAGGGUUAGGCGGUUUAGGAGGAUUAGGAGGUUUAGGAGGGUUAGGAGGCUGGGGUGGUGCCAAUGCUCAUGCCAACGCUGAAGCCUUAGCAAACGCUAACGCUGGUGGAUACGGUGGUGCCUGGUCUGAUGCCUCUGCGUCAGCUUUGGCGCUUGCCAACGCCGGAGCAUGGGGCAAAACUGCACCAACAGAAGAAUGAGAAGUUUUCAAAAAUAAGAUACAAAAGAUUCUAGUGAUCUCCAAUUACUGACCCUGCACGAACAUGGAUAAUGAUAUACUUUUAGUUUAUUGAGCAUAAUAAAAAAGGACAAAUUGUACGCUCCAUACUCAAAAAUAAUAAAGUGGGAUGAAAUUUAA